This is a messenger RNA of Penicillium canescens, 4590 nucleotides long. RefSeq names its product glutamate dehydrogenase (NAD(+)). The record is from RefSeq and is a predicted model, not a curated record. Gene Ontology annotation, cellular component: mitochondrion. The transcript has 4 exons. NCBI's taxonomy places the organism in Eukaryota, Fungi, Ascomycota, Eurotiomycetes, Eurotiales, Aspergillaceae. Bases 1056 to 4319 code for a protein of 1087 amino acids. Gene Ontology annotation, molecular function: L-glutamate dehydrogenase (NAD+) activity.
GAGACUUCCCCAGACCACAAUUGUGACCUGAAAUAUAAGGCCCACCUCACGGGAGCGCUGGUCACGGGAGUGAUUACCUCAUCUCGGGAGCAUCUGCCAAUCGCGAGUGCGCCGAGAGUCCGCAAUCACGUAAAGCCCCGCAGGAUAACUUGGAUUGCGUGAAAAAUGUGCAAUUCACGUUGGAGACGGACUCCGUACAUUAGGCCAGAUGCGCUAUUUCUGGCGAAUAAUAGUCCAUGACCAUCAAAACGUGCAGGCCUUGGAUCAAGGGGGCAGGGCCAUGCCGGUACAAUACCCCCGCAAGUCGACGAUCCAGGUACCAAAGCCCCUCUGGUUGGAGAUUUUCUUCUGUCACCGGCCCGGUGAUAGGGCCAGACCGGAAAAGUCUUGGUAAUAGUUGAACAUACCCCAAAGCGAAAAUCCCCCGGACUGGACAUUUCAGCCAGUGGGAGGCAAAGAGAGAAUCCGGGGGUUGCUCAACAACCUUGUGAAAUGAGGCAUUUAGCAUAUAUUGUACGUGAUAUUGGAAGUCUGAGGCAAUUGAGUGGGUUUAUGACACAUUGCAUUCCACGAUGUUCCCAAGCACAUCAUAGUAGCAUAGUGCAUAGUGUGCUUUGACUGCGGGAACUGCUUUGUAUAGAACAUCUCAGGUGACCUGGCUUUGACUCUAUUUGCGGUGUCACCUGUCCGGUUGCCCCUGUAGAGCAACUAAAAAUCUCAGCCAAGUUCCAGAAUUGAGGCAAUUGUUUCGGCCCGCAUGACGCAUUGCUAUCAUGUUCGGCUCGGAGAGCCACUGGCUUCCAAUGAGAGUGGCGUAUGUCGCCGGGCUUUAGUCAAGUCAAGUGGAGCAGGAGUCGAGACGCUGGUUGAACCGCCUAGCGUCGGUGAUGACAGAGUGGACCGAGUAAGAAUAGCAGAGAAUAAGUCUGACUAUAAAAAGAUCAGGGUUCCCCGGAUUUUCUUCAUACUAUCAACCUCGUUUUCUGACUUCCAUGGCGACAGUCGAUUAUCAACUUCUUCAUCUUUACUUUACGUGUUAAGAGAUCACUCUCAACAUGUCUUCUCCUAUUUCUACCCCACAAUCUGAAAGCGGCUUGCCCACGCGGCCUCUUCCCCAGGCACUCACCAGCCAUGAUGGAAGCUCCGGCACUGGCACUCCCAUCGGUUUCCAGCGCUACCCUCCUCACAACAAGCACUUGGAUCAUGCUGUAGGAAAUGCCCUCCGCCAGCCGUCACCACAACCUACCCACUUGGGUAUUCCCGGUACUCCCCAGCACCGUGUGUUGUCUGAAGAGGACCCGGGCUACAUUGCCGCUACCUUUGAGGGCAAGCAGAAGCAGAUGGAACAGGUCAUGCUUCAAUUGGAGGAGAAGGGUUUCUUCCCCAGUGACUUUAUCGAAUCCGAAACUACCUGGUUCUACAACAAGCUUGGCAUUGACGACACCUACUUCCAAACCGAGACGGUGCCUGCCAUCGUGACCCAGAUUCUCUCCCUUUACGCCGCCAAGGUGGCCGCUUAUGCCCGGGAUGAUAGACAGCUGGAGAUUCGCCUGGACAAGGAGGCCGAGGACCACGCUGUGUACAUUGAUACCAGCCGGCCCGGUAUUUCUACCGUGAAUGGCCCUCGUUACGAGCAGCGCAUCGACGAGAAGUACGUCAACCACUCCAAGGGUGCUGACAGCUACCGUGUCGAGACCUUCCGCUCGCCCACCACUCUGCCCGGCAAUGAUGGCCAGCAGCUCCGCUGCUACUUUGUCUACAAGUGCCAGUUCGCGAACCCCAACCCCUCACCAAACGAGACCAACAUCGAAAUCAUUGGUGAGAAGCGGUUCCUGCAAAAGGCAACCCCCAACACCAAGGCGGUCUACCAGGAGAUCAUCACCACGGCUGUCGGCCGGUCCGGUCCCGUCAUCGAGAUGUUCGAGAUCGAGGGCAGCCGCGAGAAGCGUUUGGUCAUUGCCUACCGCCAGGGUUCCGCCAUGGGUCUCUUCAGUGCUCUCUCGGAUCUGUACCACUACUACCGCUUGACCAGCUCACGGAAGUACCUGGAGAAUUUCUCUAACGGUAUCACCGUUAUCUCGCUGUACCUCCGACCCUCAGCCGAGUCUGGUGUCUCGGCCAAGUUCCCUCCCAUUGAGGCCGCCAUCCACCAGAUCAUGAAGGAGACCUCCCUCCUUUAUUGUAUUCCCCAGAACCGCUUCCAAGGACACUUUGCUACUGGCCGGCUCAGCUUGCAAGAGACUAUCUACGCUCACUCCGCGUGGGUCUUCGUGCAGCAGUUCCUCAACCGUCUGGGUUCAGAGUACACUUCGUUGUCUGCUCUCCUAGAUAACAACAACAGUGUCCACGCAGAACUUUUGUCGAAGAUCAAGAAGCGUCUCCGUACCGAGACUUUCACUGCCGACUACAUUUUCGAGAUCAUCAACAAAUACCCCGAGCUCAUCCACAAGCUCUACCUUGACUUCGCCAACACCCACUACGUUCAGACCCAGGGUCCCACUGGCGAUGACUUCCUCCCCACCCUUAGUUACCUCCGCCUCCAGGUCGACGAGGUCCUCGACGGUGCUAAGCUCAAACAGCUGAUCCGCAGCACCGCCGUCAACGAGCACGACGAGAUGGUGAUGAACUCUUUCCGCGUGUUCAACUCCUCCAUCCUCAAGACCAACUUCUUCACUCCCACCAAGGUGGCCCUCAGCUUCCGCUUGAAGCCGGACUUCUUGCCUGAGCACGAGUACCCCCAGCCCCUGUAUGGUAUGUUCUUGGUCAUUAGCUCCGAGUUCCGCGGUUUCCACCUGCGCUUCCGUGAUAUUGCUCGCGGUGGUAUUCGUAUUGUCAAGAGUCGGAACCGCGAAGCAUACAACAUCAACGCUCGCUCGUUGUUUGACGAGAACUACAACUUGGCCAACACCCAACAGCGCAAGAACAAGGAUAUCCCCGAAGGCGGUGCCAAGGGUGUCAUUCUCUUGGAUGCUGAUCACCAGGACAAGGCGCGGGUCGCCUUCGAGAAGUACAUCGACAGUAUUCUCGAUCUGCUCCUGCCCCCCGUCAGUCCCGGUAUCAAGGACCCCAUCGUUGACUUGCACGGAAAGGACGAGAUCCUCUUCAUGGGUCCCGAUGAGAACACUGCUGAGCUUGUCAACUGGGCUACUGAGCAUGCUCGCGGCCGUGGCGCUCCCUGGUGGAAGUCGUUCUUCACUGGCAAGAGCCCCAAGCUGGGUGGUAUUCCCCACGACACCUACGGCAUGACCACCCUUUCGGUCCGCCAGUACGUCCUCGGUAUCUACCGCAAGCUGAACAUCAACCCUGCCACCAUGCUCAAGCUGCAGACCGGUGGUCCUGAUGGUGAUCUCGGAUCCAACGAGAUCCUGCUCUCCAACGAAAAGUACGCCGCCAUCGUUGACGGAGCUGGUGUCAUUUAUGACCCCAAUGGUCUGAACCACGAGGAGCUUCUCCGUCUGGCCAAGAAGCGUGCCAUGAUCUCCGAGUUCGACAUGUUCAAGCUGUCACCCGACGGUUACCGUGUCCUGGUCGACGAGAAGAACGUCAAGCUCCCCAGCGGCGAGGUCGUCCACAACGGUAUGGUCUUCCGUAACACCUACCACCUCCGCUCGCAGGAGAAGUUCGACAUGUUCGUGCCCUGCGGUGGCCGCCCCGAGUCCAUCGACCUGUCUACCGUCAACAAGCUCAUCAAGGACAACAAGUCAAUUAUUCCUUUCAUCGUCGAAGGUGCCAAUCUCUUCAUGACCCAGGACGCCAAGCUGCGCCUCGAGAAGGCCGGCUGCAUCCUGUACAAGGACGCCUCCGCCAACAAGGGUGGUGUGACUUCCUCCUCGCUCGAAGUCCUCGCCUCGCUGUCCUUCAACGACUCCGAGUUCGUCGAGAACAUGUGCAUUCGCGAGGACGGCACCGUCCCCGAUUUCUACCAGGCCUAUGUCAAGGAAGUCCAGGAAGUCAUCAAGCAGAACGCCGCUCUCGAGUUCGAGGCUAUCUGGCGCGAACACGAGCAGACCGGUGUGUUGCGUAGUGUGCUGAGUGACCGUCUCAGUAUCGCCAUCACUAAGCUCGACGAGGAGCUCCAACAAACCGAGCUCUGGGACAACGUUGCCCUCCGUCGCUCGGUUCUCAGCGAUGCUCUGCCCCGUCUGCUUCUUGGCAAGAUCGGCCUCGAGACCAUUUUGGAGCGCGUCCCCGAGAACUACCUCCGCGCCAUCUUCGGUUCCUACCUGGCCAGCCGCUUCGUCUACGAAUACGGCAACCAACCCAGCCAGUUCUCCUUCUUUGACUUUAUGACCAAGCGCCUGGCCCAGAUCCAGUCCUAGACAUGGAUGUUUGGCUCUAGAAAAUAAACAUUCCCCCUAUCCCCGAUGUUGAUUUUGCGAUAUUCUCGUUUGCUUUUCCUUUUUCCUUUUCCUUCCCUUUUGGAUGAUUCUUCCUGUGUUGCAUGAUAUAUACCUUAAUCCGGAACGAAAAAAAGCAAUUUGUUCCCUAACGAAUGUAUGGUUAGAAAAGUUCUGGUGAUGUUUUGGUUUGAAGGGUUCCAAAAGAGAUGCCGUUCUCUCGCGCAAUGCGAUCCUUAGAAUUGGAUUCUUU